AUGCCGUCCUCCAAUUUCAGCAGCUCCUCUUCAUCCACCGCUGCCGGCGAGAAAUCUCGGAUUCCUCCCGACUACGAGUGGAAGUACCACAGCGGUCAUGAGUCCAGUCGCCUCUGUUCCUGCAAGACUUGCUCCUGUGGUGCUGCUGUCCCCUACGCCGGCGACCUCUGUGACGACUGCUCCAAGCCACACUAGGACAGACGUGUUCUUUGGUUGAUUUUGAGAGGGCCGUCUUGGUGUCGGAUAGGUAGACUCUGUGGGAGGCCUGUUAUGUUCUGAGAUGGGUGUUGGUGUUCUUUCUGUGGACUCUGUGUCCGGAUUCAAGCAGCUGGUGCCUCUGAUAGGACCGGAGAAGGAGUUGCUUUAACAUGUUUUGCACCAUUCUUCCAAGCAAUGUACCUUUCCUCGGUUUCUUUCUCUCUGCUUUCCUCACGCCAGUACUUCAUUCCCGACACGCUUCUGGGCCCUGGGACCACGAGGCCGGAUCCUAUUCUUAUAUCUCUACAACGAGCAGACGGUAACCCAUUAUCGCGACCGCUACUCCUAUACCAGUCCGGUCCUGUCCUCCCCGGAUUUCCAGAGACUUGACAUCGGCACCCAAACAACCUGUACUGGGUCUUUGCCAGCUCCUUCUCCUUUCGAGCCCUUUCUGCCUUGCGACACUUUGGGCGGUCAUCCUGCGCUCCUCUCCAGAACAGCACCUCCACCGCUCCUCUCCGGAACACCACCUCCACCGCCUUGACAACCAUGUCCCAGUCAAGUCGUCAUGGGGUGCCACAACGAACUCGUUGCAGUCAACUUCCAGUGCCUGGUUUCGUCGACAGAGGACUGGGUGCGUGUCGCGGGUACCCUCUGGCCUAGGAUCUCGUCGGUACUAUCCUCGGAACGAGGAUCUCAAACCAGCCAGAUUGCCCUCAUGAAAUCACUUUUCUGAAGAAAGGAGAUUUAUGGGUUGGCAACGAAGGUGUGGGUAAAAUUGAUGAUAUCGGUGAUGUAUGGAAGGAGGACAGAACGGAAAAGGCUGUGGCCCAGGUUGCACCCUUCGAAUCAUUUUUCUGUAUCAAUACACAUUGUACCAUUAUAUAUUGAUCCAGUCCGUCUAGACGUGUCUAGUUUGUUGUGAGCGUUUACCAAUCCCCACCGCCCCCCGAAUAAUCAAUUCCAUUAUACGCCAAUGCAUCUGCACUUCCCUCUCCCUUGUCCUUGACCACGUGCGUGAGAGCAGCAUCCAUGAGCCUCUGCCUCACCUCCUCGGCCGUAUGAGCCCCAUAGACCAUCAUGAAAUACGCCGCCAGCCUAGCAACAUGCGGAGCAGCCAUGUUCGUCCCGCUCAUCACCGCACUGGCAUGAUUAUCUCCAAACCCAGCCGACAUGACGUCCACCGCGGGAGCAAAGAUAUCAACCCCCUUCCCAUAACUGGAAAACCCAGCUCUGGUACCAUUCUGGUCCGUGGCCGCAACAGUAAUCGCAUCAGGACACAAAGCAG
Molecule: messenger RNA, 1486 nt
Organism: Podospora pseudocomata
Lineage: Eukaryota; Fungi; Ascomycota; Sordariomycetes; Sordariales; Podosporaceae
Exons: 3
Coding region: 1-195 (64 amino acids)
Source: RefSeq, a predicted model, not a curated record